This is a messenger RNA of Archocentrus centrarchus (flier cichlid), 600 nucleotides long. Its product is annotated as transmembrane protein 275-like. Bases 1 to 600 code for a protein of 199 amino acids. The record is from RefSeq and is a predicted model, not a curated record. Lineage: Eukaryota; Metazoa; Chordata; Actinopteri; Cichliformes; Cichlidae. The transcript has a single exon.
AUGGUGCUACCUGAAAAAAACUCCAGACCUUCUGCUCCCAAGAAGAUCCCUGAGCAGCGUGUCCUACGGCACCAGAGCCUGCCCUCUCCAGCCCUGUGCUGCGCAUGUGGCCUGUGCAUCAUGCUGGCUGGCAUCAACAUCACCCUGGUGGGAGCUUUUGCCUUUGGCACCUUCAUCCCUACUAGCAACCCUCCCAUCAUCAUUGGGCCUCUCCUUUUGCUCAUAGCGCUGGCUUUCUUUACAGCCUGCUGUGUCAUCAGCCGGAGACCUCAAGACCACAUUUCCCAUAAGGCCAAAGGUGGUGAGAAAUGGGCCCUGAUGAGGAUGGGGGCAGUUGCUUUUGAGAUGGAGACCAGCGAGCACACACUUCAGGACACGACGGCUGUCCAGCUCAGCCCCACCAACUCCCCUACCUCCUCUCACAAAUCCAGCUCCAUCCACGGGGAAGCCACUGCCCUGCCUUCCUGUCAGGAUGAAGCCACCGAGCUGGACACACCCCUGAUAUGUGGCACUGGUGUUAGUGGAAAUAAACCCACCCUGAGCGCCGACUGCAAGGAGAGCACUUCCACACAGAUGCUGCCUGAUCAGAACACUACAUAG